Messenger RNA from Lymnaea stagnalis (great pond snail), 4258 nucleotides. NCBI's taxonomy places the organism in Eukaryota, Metazoa, Mollusca, Gastropoda, Lymnaeidae. The record is from the annotation of a GenBank genome assembly.
CUCAUUCGUCAAGUAUAAUGCCUGGAGUGGAAAAAUGGUACGUGACGUUUGAAUGUUGUAAAAUAUGCAAGAGACGUCGGAUAGAUAGCUAUGUGGCAAGUCUUCAAUUGUCAUGUUUAUAUAGCAAUUCCUUCAUGCUGUACAAUACGAAAUGUUCCAAGAAGAGUAAUAAGAGCUAUACUCUCACAUAAAACUUGGAAUUACUCCCAGAGAGGAAAAAAAAAAGACCAAUUUCAUUAGCUCACCAGCACCAGAUAAUUGAUUAUUCUUAACAAAACAAUUUUUAAAAUUAGAUACAAUCGUAAACGAUAAGUUGUUUUUUUCUCAAGAAGCCACUUUAGUUUCAGGUAAGCGUCUAGAACUCAAUUGUCUUUGCCGCUUUGUAUAGGUCAUAUCAGAGAUUCAAGUAAUACGAUGAAUUUGUUUUUGGAAAUUCGAUCGAGACAAACCGCUGUAAUGAGAAAGAUUCCUGCAAAGUUUAGAGACAGGAGUGUAGCGCUCAAGUAAAAAAAACCCACCUGUCUUUUUAUUUAAAUUCAUGUUACCCCAAACCCUUCAAAUUGUUUUUAAAACGACUAUCACAUGUGACCUAUUAAAUCUGGAGCUGUGAAAUUUCAAUUAUUUUUCAGGAUGUGGCAAAAGCGCUCAGAAUGAUUUAUAAGAAAGAGACGAAAAAACAACAACCAAUACUCGAAACUAAAAUGAGAAUCAUACACCUAGACUGCUCGUGGCUCUGUAGCAUUGGUCUACUCGUUAGCUUGAUCUUACCUUGUAAGUUGAACGUGUUGAGGUUGUUUUAUGUACAUUAUGGAAAACUAUUUUCCCUUCGAAGAUGCCAACUCAUGUGAAGUCGGACGAAGGUAGGAAUCUAUUAAAUCCAAAUGUUACAAAGAAAUUUAAUCGUUGGAUGGGUGAAACAAAAGCAAUCAAUCACAUAUAAAAGCCCACUCAAGUUUCUGUUUUAAUCUAUAUUUACUUGGAUGCAAGUGAAAUUAAUUAAAAAUAAUCUCUUAAUGUUUUUUUACACGGUUGGCAUUAUCAAAGUACCAUAUUAUUUUCAUUAUCAAAGUACCAUAUUAUUUUAAUAUAAACUUCAAAAGAAAUGCUUUGUUGUUUUUUUUUAAAAACAAAAUUUAGCGUCACCAUAUUUUGCCAAAGCUGAUCAACAUAUGCUAUUUAAAGAAACCGACGUGGGUGAGUUCCGCAUGGCAGAUUUUGACGUCGUAUGGAGAGGCAUGGAGCUGCUUACAUGCGUCAUCCGGUGUGUAAGUGAAUUCAAAUCAUGCUACAGUGUCAACUAUAAAAUGACGACUAAACUGUGCAUUCCUGGUAAAUAAUAUAAAGUUAAGCGUUGUAAAAUGAUUGUUUACUAUUGACUGAAAUUUUCAUGUUAAAAAAAGCAAUAUUUUAUAAAGGCUGGUUACUGGCUCAAGAAAACUUUUGCCUUUAGUCUAACAUUCUAAAACACAUUAAAGUAGAUAUUUAAUUUGCUAUUAAGCCUACACUCCAAAGAAAGUUGAUAAAUUCAUUCUUGAAAUGUCCAUGUUGGUGGUUUUAUUUCCUACUAUUUCCUAAUGGUGUUGUACUUACAAACUAAUCCUCUUGAAUGAAACGGGACUAAUUAGUCGUGCAAUAACUCAGUUCUUCAAUAAUCCCUCUAGGAUCAUGGCUUGUGUUAAAUCUCACCAUUCAUCACCUGCCACAAGCCCCUGGCGUCAUCUACAGCACCGGGGCCAGGUGUGGCGAGAUGAAAACGUUCACGCAUUACAGACAUCAGGAUGUCACUACAUGUUAUUGGAUAUCAGAAUUUCAGUUAAACUAUAAAAACGCAAAAGAAUAUUGCAAAGGUGAGAAUCGAUCGUGAAUACAAUAGUUUAAAAAUUUUUGCAGUUCUAAUCGUAUGGCACUGAAUGAUUUAAAACACGCUUGUCAUGCAGAAUUAAAUUUUCUGACAUUGCAUUUUAACGGGGGCAAACAUAAAGAAAGUCUGGCGUGUCCAUCCCAAACUUUAUUUAAAAUAUAAAUAGAACAGCAAGAGUGAGAAGAGAAUCAUAUCAAAAAGAGAUGAACUGUCACUAAAUCCACAAAGCUCUAGCAAGAUGCUAUCCACAUCAACAGAGAGUAUGAGGACGCGGAAAUAAACUGUUUAACAAUCGUACAAAACAAUACAUAUUUUAUUUUUAGUUGAAAUUUACAAUUCUGAUCAUUUAUUUACUUAUCAAUAUAUCCCCCCCCCCUUUUUUUUUUCAAAUAACUCACCAAUAAAUUUUUUACAACGUCAAAUUCCUCAUAUUUGCAACAAUUUUAAUUUUAAUAACUCACCGGAUAAUGUUUUUUAAAACAAAUGAGGACGCGGAAAUAAACUGUUUAACAAUCGUACAAAACAAUACAUAUUUUAUUUUUAGUUGAAAUUUACAAUUCUGAUCAUUUAUUUACUUAUCAAUAUAUCCCCCCCCCCUUUUUUUUUUUCAAAUAACUCACCAUGAAAUGUUUUACAAGGUCAAAUCGCUCACAUUUGCAACAGUUUUAAUUUAAAUAACUCACCGGAUAAUGUUUUUUAAAUCAAGAAACUCUCAAUGUAAGGCUUUCAAUAUUGAGUGACUCACCAUGAAAUGAUUUUAAUAUGUAAUAACGCAUUAUGUAAUGUUUUCAAUAAAAAAAUAAAUUGCCAUGUAAUGUUUUUAAGCUUAAAAUAACACACUAUAUUAUGUUUUUCAUUAUAAAUUACUCACCAUGUAAUGAUGUAGCACACAAUGUAAUAAUUUUAUGCAAAGUAACUCACCGUGUAAUGUUUUACAUGUACAGUGUCUUACUAGGAAAUGUGCUUUUCAGACAAAGGAGCACAUCUUUAUACGAUCAAACUGAUUGAAAAGUUAGCGAUACUCAAGAAAAUAGCAAGUGAAUCAAAUCACAAUUUUUGGAUUGGACUAGACGAUCUCAGAGAAGAAGGUGUCUUCAAAUGGGCUGACGAUGACUCGCGACUCACAGAGGGCCUUGGGCUUGAGCUAUUUAAUCAAUGUAAGUAUACUAUAAAAGGAACUGCAAGCUUUCUUUACAUAUAUAUUUAAAACCAAAAGAAGACUUCAACUAACGGAACUCUUAAAUUCAAAAAUGAAGAUUAAACAUAUCAACACUGGAGCUGAAAAAAAUCAGAAAUAAAAAAAAAUCACCCAAGGGGGCCGAGUUGGGAAAGUUCGUAAAUACGAAAACGAUUAAAAUAAUUGGGCACUCUUAGAUACAAUUUAAAAAAAGUUAAUACUUAAAGCUAGGGUAGCAAUUCCCCCAUUAUGUUUAAAACGUUUAAAACAACAACAAAACAACACGUGUGGUGGCUUUUAGUUAUAUAAAAAGUAUAAAAGACCACCAUCUUAAGUAUGGCAAAAUUGAUCUUUCCACAACAGCAAAACAUUCAAAAUGUUGUUUAAUUUUUAAGAGGGUGGCGACUUAAAAACAAAAAUGAAAAAUAAAAAUAAAAUGUGUAGCAACGGAGGGUCGUAAUGAUUUACAGAGGACAAACAGCCAUACAACUUCACUUUUGAGUUGAAUGACUGCUUUGAAAUCUAAGUCAUUAUACCGGGAAUUUUGUAAGCAUUAGGUGUUUAUAAAGUAAUUAUUAUGUUUUGUAUCAUUGUGGGGUGGGCUUAAACUUUGAGAACAAUGUGUUUUAAUCAAUAACAAGUCUAUGGGCAAACUUUCAGCUCAAUAGGAUGACAGAAAGAGGGUGAAUUAGACCUCCUAAGGUUUUUCUGGCACAAAGAAACAAGAACAAAGGCGAAGUUAAUAUAAAGGAUUUGGCAAGGUCAAUGUCACAAAGGAGGAUUUAGGAAAUACGCGACCCAAUGACAAUCACAGGGAACUGUUUCUUGCUACAAAGUAACCACAGAUGCGUUUUAUAUUUAUUGCGAUGGGAAGUGUCGAAUCCGUCUCGAUAGACAUGGACAAGUUUUAAGUUAUGACCAAUAGAAGUUGAAGCACAAUUUAAGAAGGAAUAGCUUGUCUUCUUGGGAAGCUAAGACAAUAUAAGGACACUCUGUUUUAUGAAUAAUCUUUUUCUUGACAGCAUCUUAACGGCAGACCACACCCGAUGGCAAAGAAAGUACACCAGGGGUGCCAUGGCCCCCACGUAAGACGCCGCUUCAAUUUUAAUAUAUCCAUGAAGCUAUGAUUAUAAUUUGUGAAUAUAUUCCAGAUCAACCAGAUAACUGGGGCAAUACAGAGGACUGUGCGCUCCUGGUGAAAUGGGGAAAACUGAAUGAUG